AUGACUUUCAACACCGGGCAGAGCUGCUCGAUAGCUGGUGUCCUGGCCGACUGGAAGGUCUUGCUAGGCCUUCUCAUCAUAAUUAUCACAACCAGUAUCCGUUCCUAUAUCCGCUUGAGCCAUGUUCCUGGGCCGCUGUUCCAAUCUAUCUCGUCGCUCGGUUUCCUGAAGACGCAUCUGGACGGUAGUCCGCACUCCGAGAUUCUGAGAUGGACACAAAAGUAUGGACCAUUGGUCAGGGUCGGCCCGAAUUCUGUGAUCACCAGCGACGUCAAAACUGUCCAGAGGAUAUCUGGUGUCAAAUCUCCUUAUAGCAAAGGAGGCUGGUAUCGUCCUUUCCGCUUCAUCAAAGAACGAGACCAUUCGUUUUCUACGGUACAUGAGCCCAGCCACACCGCAUUCAGAAGCAAAAUCGCGGCUGGCUUCCGUGGUUCUGCUGAGAUGGAACAGGCAGUCGAUCGCCAGCUUCGCUGUCUGGUUGCUCUUAUUGACAGAAAAUACGUCUCGCGUAUAAGCUCUGGGGACAAGACGGGUUUCUGCCAGAUUAUGGAUAUUGCCGCGAUUACUCACUUGUUUGCUUUGGACAUCGUCGGUGAUAUUACGUUCGGCAAGGCCUUUGGUUUCUUGGAUGAAGGUUAUGACUUUUAUGGUUUCCUCAAAUGGAACAAGGAUUUUUUCUCGGUGGCAGCCACAUCAGCUGUUCUUCCAACUCUGGCACGGGCAGCACAACUAUGGCCAUUUCGUGGGGCACUUCCCAAGGCCACAGAUCCCGCUGGCCUUGGAAAGUUUAUAAGGCAUAGCGAAGAAGUCGUUGGCGCUCGUUACAAGGAAGGUCCCGAUGGCCGUAGGGAUUUGGUGGGUAUGUUCAUGAAAAUGGGUGUUACCAAGGACGAAGCUGUGAAUCAGUUGCUAGUUUCUGUAGUUGCUGGAACUGACUCCGUCGCGACUGCAAUUCGCAGGACCGUUUUAUUUUUGACUUCAAAUCCAAGAGCAUAUAAGAUCCUGCUAUCGGAACUCGACAAGGCCAAAGCGGAUGGGUUGCUAAGCUCACCCGUUCAGAGCUCCGAGGCCAGGCAGCUGCCCUAUCUGCAAGCCGUUGUCCGAGAAGGCCUGCGAAUCUAUCCUGGCGGAACUCCCCUUGCAUUCAAAGAAGUACCGAUUGGCGGCGAUAUGGUCGCUGGCUACAGGCUCCCGGCUGGUACACAGGUUGGCAUGGAUGUGUGGGGGGCUCUAAGAAAUACGCAGUUCUGGGGCGAGGACGCAGAUCUGUUCCGACCCGAGCGGUGGUUGAACUUAGCAGAGGCAAGAUUUAGCUCUAUGGUCGAAUGUCUCGACUUUCAAUUUGGAUAUGGAAGAUACCAGUGCCUGGGGAGGCCUUUGGUAUUCAUGGAAAUGAACAAAACUUUGCCCGAGCUUUUAAGCCGGUACGAGUUCGCAAUAGUAGACCCAGCACACCCUGCCGACAUCAAAAAUGCCGGCUUUUAUCUGAUGAAUGGAUUCAAUGUGGUGGUCACAGUGAGAGCCUGA
Molecule: messenger RNA, 1527 nt
Organism: Neoarthrinium moseri
Lineage: Eukaryota; Fungi; Ascomycota; Sordariomycetes; Amphisphaeriales; Apiosporaceae
Exons: 5
Coding region: 1-1527 (508 amino acids)
Molecular function (GO): monooxygenase activity; iron ion binding; heme binding
Source: RefSeq, a predicted model, not a curated record